Molecule: messenger RNA, 2403 nt
Organism: Rhinichthys klamathensis goyatoka
Lineage: Eukaryota; Metazoa; Chordata; Actinopteri; Cypriniformes; Leuciscidae
Gene: slc2a3b
Product: solute carrier family 2 member 3b
Exons: 12
Coding region: 228-1832 (534 amino acids)
Biological process (GO): response to insulin; monosaccharide transmembrane transport
Cellular component (GO): apical plasma membrane; basolateral plasma membrane
Molecular function (GO): hexose transmembrane transporter activity
Source: RefSeq, a predicted model, not a curated record
CAACGUGCUGGUGCUCAUGUCUCACUCAGCUUAAAACCCACGAGCUCGAGAGCGUUUCAUCACACACCAGCAAAUACCUGAUCGACGCACGAGCUCUGCAAGCAUAAACAGACCUUUUUCAAAUACGGAUUUGUGUUUAUCCAUUUAAGUUUGGUUUCGCUGCAAGAAGAGGAAGAACAGACAACCUCCGUCUCAGUUGCAUACUGGCUUUCGCAACAAAGAGCAGAAUGGAGAAGAUGAAAGACAGUAAGGGGAAGAAGGUGACAUGCUAUCUGCUGCUCUGCGUGUCCACGGCCGUCAUCGGCUCGUUGCAGUUCGGCUUCAACACAGGAGUCAUCAACGCACCCGAUGACAAAGUGAAGAACUUCAUCAGAAACGUGUCUCUGGUGCGCACUGGAGAGCCCAUGGAUGAAUCCACACUCACAACAGUGUGGAGUGUCGCAGUUUCCAUUUUCAAUGCUGGCGGCAUGAUCGGAUCUCUUAGUGUUGGCGCUCUGGUUGACAAGCUGGGGAGACGGAAAUCAAUGCUGCUGUCCAACAUCCUUGCUCUGAUUGGUGGAGGCCUGAUGGGUUUAUCCAGCAUGUUCACCUCCCAUGAGUUGCUGAUAUUGGGCCGUCUGGUGAUUGGUGUGUUCUGUGGUAUGUGUACAGGACUGACACCCAUGUAUGUGGGUGAAAUUUCUCCAACGGCACUGCGAGGGGCUUUUGGCACCCUUCACCAGCUCGGGGUGGUCAUCGGCAUCCUGGUUGCACAGAUUUUAGGUCUGGAGUCAUUGCUAGGGUCUCAGUCUUUGUGGCCGUUGUUGCUGGCUCUGACGACGCUGCCUGCAGUGGUACAGAGUGUUAUGCUGAUCUUCUGCCCAGAGAGCCCUCGAUACCUGCUGAUCAGUCUCAACCAGGAGGAUGAGGCACGCCAAGUGCUGACACUUCUUCGUGGGCAUUCAGAUGUGGAGGAUGACAUUCGUGAGAUGAAGGAAGAGGCCAUGAAGAUGUCUAUGGAGAAGAAGGUUUCUAUUCCAGAGCUGUUCCGUAACUCCGCCUACAGACAGCCCAUUAUUAUCGCCAUAAUCCUGCAGCUGUCCCAGCAACUGUCCGGCAUCAACGCUGUAAUUUAUUACUCAACAGAGAUCUUCAGAAGAGCAGGUAUCACUGGGCCAGUCUUUGCCACCAUUGGAAUGGGUGCAGUCAACACCAUCUUCACUGUCAUCUCUCUCUUCCUGGUGGAAAGGGCAGGGAGAAGAACACUUCAUAUGAUCGGACUGGCUGGAAUGACUGUCUGUGUUCUGCUCAUGACUAUUUCUCUUAAACUUGUGCCUGAAGUUGUUAUACUUGAUCAGAAUGGCACUGCUAUCUUCGAAUCUGCAUCUGAAGGGGGAAUUUCACCAAUCAGCAUUCUGGCCAUUCUGGCAGUUUUCGGAUUUGUGGCCAGUUUUGAGAUGGGACCAGGACCGAUCCCAUGGUUCAUAGUGGCAGAGUUAUUUUCUCAGGGUCCACGUCCGGCAGCCAUUGCUGUGGCGGGAUGCUGCAACUGGACCGCCAGCUUAAUUGUCGGACUGUCUUUCCUACCACUAUUGAAACUGUGCGGCCCGUAUGUGUUUAUCAUAUUCCUCAUCCUCCUCAUCAUCUUCUUCGUGUUUACGUACUUCCGGGUUCCCGAGACCAAAGGCCGGACGUUUGAGGACAUUUCCAGUGGAUUUUCCAAUGCCGCAGGCUCCAAUGCUGCCAGCUACACGUCUCCAGAGGGUGCCAUUUCUCUGCCAGUGUCCCCGUCAUCAGAGAAGUUUCAGAUGACUGAGCUGACUGGACAGGAGAAAAGUGGAACAAACCUAUAGAGAAACCAUGAUCUACACACUAAAUGGACUCCUACAGCGGACAAUAGAGAACAGAUGCAGCUAAAUAAUGGGCAUUAUUACAAAGGAAAUAGCUAGUACGAUGGUGUUGAAAGCCUUUUUAUAAUUGGCAAUUAUAAAGUCAUUAUGAGGAAAUAAGUGUUACAUGUGGUUGCAGCUGCCUUUUGCUACAUUGAAUGUUUAGUCAGAUAUAGAGUUGUUGCAUUUUUAAGAUAACUUAUGUGUGAGCACUAAGCACUUGUCCAUAAUCAUGUGGAAUAUUAAACUUAUUACUAUGACUUAUAUUUAAAUAGUUAUUUAACAAAUUUCUCAUAUUGCCCAAAGACUUAAAUCAGACUGAAUUUACGCACUAAUCAGACUCACUGAUAGCCUUUUAAUACUUGUGCUGUUGUGGCUACUAUUCAGGUCAUGAGCAUCUGGUCUUUUGUGCAAAGUAGUUCACAUGUUCAGUGUCAAAAUUCUGAUUAUUGAUUAGUGACCUAGAGACAGAAUCUAAAAAAGAAUCAUCAGUGUUUAAAUGGUGUUAUUCAUCCCUAAAGUAUUUCUCAUGACG